This is a messenger RNA of Anneissia japonica, 6187 nucleotides long. RefSeq lists its product as uncharacterized. The transcript is spliced from 6 exons. Bases 122 to 1297 code for a protein of 391 amino acids. The record is from RefSeq and is a predicted model, not a curated record. Lineage: Eukaryota; Metazoa; Echinodermata; Crinoidea; Comatulida; Comatulidae.
GGUAUCUUAACCUCGUCGGAGAUUUGUCCAAGAGAUCAGUGCGAAGUAACCACAUUAUAACGCAGUAAUCUUUUAAAAUGAGAUAAUUUAUUUUGUUAAUCGUUUAUAAUUAAAAACAGUUAUGGAUGUGAAGAUCUUCUUUCUUCUGUUCAUUUUUCAAAUACGUGUUGUUGUAUCUAAAGACUGUUCCUGCUAUGUUGGGUAUGCAAAGCAUACCGGAGAAGUACAUCUACAAUUAGAGGAAUGCCCUCCCCUCCCUACUAUGCCACCAUCGAUAAAAUCAACAAGCGCAGCUCCAACAACUACACAACAGAAGCCAGAUAAUACUACACAGAAACCAGCUACUACUGCACAGAAACCAGCUACUACUGCACAGAAACCAGCUACUACUGCACAGAAACCAGCUACUACUGCACAGAAACCAGCUACUACUGCACAGAAACCAGCUACUACUGGAACUAAUAUUACCACAAGUGAGCCUAUUGUUACCACAGAAACACUAAUCACUACCAGUGAAGUACCACAGAGUUCCACGGAGAAUCAAGAUGUUUCCACUUCUGCUGGGGACAAAACCAAUGCUUCUACACCGAAUUUGCAGAAUCCUGCCAUGACGCAGAGGACAAGAAGAGACAUGCCAGUCCAAAUACAACAUGCAUGUUGUCAGAUUGCAUUCACGAAACAAAAUCAAUCAAAGAAAUUACUGUUUAAUGCCACUGGAUGGACAGUCGAAUUUAACUGUUCCAACAACUCUUUAGAAAAUGUGGUGAGAUGCAAUAAUUCUGGAUGCAAUGACAUCGGAUUUUUUAAGACUCGGUUCAAGUUUGAGAAACAAUUCAAGGUGCCUAACGAAUGCACGAAUGUUACCAAGAGCAAAGGACCAAUAAAAACUGAAGACUUCCUCUUUGAGACUAUUAAUAGCGACUUGAUUGAAUCAUGCAAUAACCAAAGCAGAAAUAAAUGUUCAAAGUUGAACCUUACCCAAGCUACCUGCCCAUCACAGUCUGACUUCUGUUGUUGUCCACUGCCAGAUGGCCUCUGCAGUAAGACUCCGCCUCCUAUAUCCACAACACUCCCGGCUUCUCCUCGUCCAAGCAAGAAACAUGGGGCUGUAGGUACUCAUCAUCACAAGUCUUUCGAUUGGAGGAUUGUUGGCUACAUUGGCAUAUUUGUUAUCUGUGGUUUAUUUUUGACAUUUGUUGGGAGGAUGAUCCAUGGGAAGAAAAAGAAUGACCAACUAGAAAUUCCCAACUACAAGUACAGUCGUCUGCGAGCUGAUUACGUGGAUCAAGAACCUUAAAAGAUAUCUACAGUCAAAGUCAUCCGGAAAUAGCCUGUCUUAAAGAAAGGUCAUGAUGUCUCUAAAGGUGAAUUUAGGGUAACAAUCACUACUGAUAUUUAGUGCCAAAGAAGGGUACAGACAUAUAUUUUUGUUUUAGCCUUUCUACAGGUAUAUCAAAAAAUUUCCCUUAUGAGCUGUUUCUGCAAAUAUAUCGAGCAAAUUUUUCUAUUUUAACAUUUUGUGUAAACUUUUGCUGGUCUAAUGCACACAAACGCAUACAGUUUAUUUAUGCUAAAGUGGAAUUUGUUGAGCAUGUGCACUAAAAUUAGCUAUUUGGUGUAAUAUAUGCUACAUUGGCAGGGUAUUAGAAAUAUAUAAUACAUUAUUUUGCUUUAUUAAAUGUUGAACAAAAUCACAUUCACAGGAAUCCCAAGUUUCGCACAACUCGCGCGAGUCUCCCUGAGUCUCCCGCAAGCAAGCAUGAAUCUCCCGGAAAAUAACCCAUCUCCUGUAAAUUCAUAAUAUUUGCUUGUUUUCAUGUUUUAUCUUUUAUCAUUAGCUGUUCCCUCCAAUUGCAGACUCCCUCUAUUUAGAGACCAAAGACCAUGGUUUUGGCAGAUCCAAAUGAAAAUCUUCCCUCCAAUUAAAGACCACUAUAAAAUACAUAAUGAUGUUAAUGCAAUUUUGUUAUAUAUGAUUUACACAUAAAAAUAUUACACGAUGGACAUAAUAAAAUGUUUUGUGUAUAUAGUGUUUUUUGUAUAUUAAAUGACAAUAAUGGUGAUGAUGUUAGUAAUUACUGUAAUAUUUUAAUGGAGUUGGGUAAAACGAGUACAGGACUUCAUCUCUGGCUACCAUGAAAUGUUUUAUUAAGAAUAUCCCUGAGAAUAAGUAAGCUCAUGUAAAUCUAUUUUAAAUUAUUUAAUGUAUUAUUUCCUAAUUUCACUCUAAAUAGAGAAAUCUAAAGACCGGAUUUAAUGCCCAUGGUUUCCAAGUCUCCUGCAGGGUACUGGAAAUUAGGCAGGAAGGCCUCCUGCGCUUCCGCUAAGAAUCUUCUGGAAAAAUAAACCAUCUUCCGCAAAUUCACAGUAUUUGCAUGUUUUUACAAGUAUUUACUACUGUAUUAUCAAUUGUCUCAGCAUGUGCAGCAACUGUGUACAUGUAUUAAAAAAACUCAUUUAAACCGAUCUCCCAGAUGUGUAUUCUUCCUACUACUAUUAUUACUUUAAAUUAUUCUGUACAUUUCAAAUUUUCCUUAAAAUCGCAAUAAAGUUACUUUGAAUCUUGUGACCCCUGCUUUCAGGUCGUGUAAAACCCAACACUUUGCAAGUUAGCAACGUUUUCACUGCAGUUGUAUUUAGUGUAUGCACAGAUUUGGGGUCAAGUCUAAUCUAAUUAUAGUUUACCAUAGAGUACAACGCUCUUGUCGUCACAACACCAGGUGGCGCCCCUUUGUUGCCAACCAGACAAGCGGUCAUUACGCCUAAAUGACCUCAUAACCUUAAUGGUUUAGAAUAGGUUUUCUGGAAUAGGCAUUUUAAAACCUAAUAAUUUACCAUCAAAAUGUACUAAAAACACAAAAGCUCACAUUAUAUAGUUAUUGAACACAUAUUUAAUCAUCAAUUAAAAUUUACAAAAAAAAUUAAGGUACAUCUUAUUAAUUGCGUUAGAAAUUCGGAUCAAUGGUUUGUCAGUGGGGACAUUUUGUGUCGCUGAUAGCAACUGAAUAGUAUCACAUGUUAUCAUGACGUAACAGUGUAGUACUCUAUAUUAAAGAUGCUAAAUCAUGGAUUGUAUAGCAUUCAUGAUGAAGUUUUAUGUAGAGUAUAGUGCCUUACCCUUCAAACUGUAUUAUUUGUAUAAUUUCAGUACAGUACAUGACACUGUACAAUUUGGAUUGAAUAACACAUGUUUUCCAAUAUUAGAGAAGCUACAUCCGGGGAUAUGGUUUAACAAACGUUCUUACACAUGUUAUUGUAUUUUGCUGCUUUUGACCAUUAACCCAUGGCCAGCUACUGUAGCUUGAGGGAGAAAAUUAAUAGUAGAAUAGUAAAACAUGCAAAUAUUUUGAAAUUUUGUGAGAUGUGUUAGUUUCAGGGAAAUGUUUGCUUGCGAGAUUUUUGUUUGCUUGCGAGAUUUUUGCUUGCUUGCGAGAAUGCAUAAGAGCAUGCUGAUUUUAGGUAAGCUCCCACAACUUAUGGGUGGUUUGAGACCCCCAGUAGAAUAUUACACUUGUCAAUUAUGUUUUAUGUGGUAGUAAAAACAUAUAAAAUGUGGAUACAGUAUUAAAGUCAGAAUUUAAUUUUGUUUGACCUUUCAACAUGGCUUGAUAUUUGAUCCUAGCACCUGUUUUCUCAUAUUUUUAUAUUUCUUAUUGUGCUUUUAUUUGUUUUUUAAUUUAGUGCUUGUAUUUGUUUUUCAAGGUUCUUCAUAGAAUGUGUAUAGUAUAUUUGCAUCAAGAUAAAGAGUCUGCAAUGGGAAGGUGCUUCUAAUAUUGAAGGCAAUAUAAAUGUUGUGAACAUUCCAUGCAUGUUUCUUAUAAAAUUUAUUUACUUUUUUAACCCAAACCAUCAGAUGUUAGAUGUAAAAGUGACAUUAAAUACUGUUUAUGUUGUGUACUGGGUUUCAUUCAGUGAUAUUUCAUAAUUAUUUAAUAUUAAUUAUUAAAUUAAUUUUAUAUAUCAUCUCAUUCAUUAUAGUAAUUAUAAUAAAAUUUAUAUAACACCUUAUACAGUACAAACAUUCCACAUAUUAUACCCAUAUGAUCACUUCCUGUAAAUAGAUCAUUCCAAUGCAUAUAUCAUGUUCAAGGAGAAUUGCCCAUCAUCAAUACAGGGCUACCAGGAGAACUUAGGCCCAGCCAGUCACAAUAUAUCUAGCAUGGUGGUUUUAUAGAUAUUGUAGGUAUGUUUUAUUUAAUAUAUUCCCACUUCUAGGCGCUGUGGAUUAUUUAAUUGAAUUGAAUUGAAUUUGAUUUUUUUUUAGAUACAAAAAUCCUUGAUCGUUAGACCUUGAUCUGUCUAAUACCUAUGUGUUAAAUUAUCCAUAUAAUAUCAGAACUGAAACUGAAAAUAAUUAAUAAUUUUUUACUACCUGAGAUGUAAGAAACAAAGGAAACAAAACUGGAAAAUAUUGUGACCUUUUUCAUUGAAUAUCCAGGAUUGUAAUCUGACCCUGGAGAUGAUCGGACAAGGAAUCAUCUCAAGCCCAGAAUGGGCGCUUUGUUCAGAUAUUGAUUUAUUUUUUUUUACAUGCUUAUAAAAUUGCGUAUGUAUUUUAUUUGUAUUUGUAUUGGACUGAAAGCCUUACUUUCUGCAAGUUUUUUUGUAGUAGUACUGUAUCAUGAUUGUUUUAUGUAUAAUUUUAUGACAAUGUGGAGAAGUUAAUUGAUUGAUUUGUAUUGAACAAAUGCUGUACACUAAAAUGUAGCUUUUACAUUCCUUAGGUUAUUUGAACUUGAAGUUUAUGAUGAAUAUUAAAUAAAUAGAAUAGUUUAUUGUAUCUCCUGUAUGCAGAUGUUCCAACCACCUAUUACUUUUCUCUCAUGCAUGUAUUAGCAGCGGCCUAUCUAGAAGUCUUGUAAUGGGGGGGGGGCUGAUAGUGGGGCGCGAAGGCGGAGUGGAGGGGGCUCGAUGAUUAGUUGAGGGGCCCUAAUUCGCAAAAUAUGGUGAUUUUAAGGUGAUUUUAACUACUUGACCAUGAUUUUGGGAGGUGGGGGCAACUGGGGAAUGCGAGUAAUUAUUUUGGGGGGGUGCGCACACCUGCGCCCUCCCCUAGACACGCCACUGUGUAUUAAUCUUCUGGAGUGUCGGAAUACCAAGUACACACUGCUCAGACUGUUGUUGGCCAUGGGGAAUGCAAUGCAACUGAUCGUUUUUAAUUACAAUCCACUCUGACUGUUGUCAAAAAUAAACAAGCAGUGUCGCAUUGUCAAGUGAAUAAAGAAAGUGGAGAUGGAGGAUUCGUCGAUCAACAGCCCUCACAGAGAAAGUUGGUACAGAAAUGAAAAAUUAUGCAUACUCAAGAAGCAACUAAUACCCUUUUUUUAAUUUUUCUUUAUUAAUUUGAAAGAUUUGACAAAUUAUGGAAAUUUUGGAGAUUCCCCCAAGUUGAAUGGAACAUCUGUGUAUAAAGGUACAUUUAAUUGCUGAGAAAUCAAAUUUUGCUUUACAUGUUACUUGUUUCAAAAACAUGGUUAAUGUUUUGUUUACUGUUUUAUAUGUUUGUAUGAUGAUUUAGUGUUCAGCUGCACUGUAUAUGGUGUUGGGUUAUUUUUCCUUAUAAAAAAUAGAAUUUCUUAAGCUUUCAAGUUUUCUCCCAAAACUAGAUAAAAAAAAUUUGUCUAGCCAUUGAUUGUGAAAUUGCUCAGCAUUACAUUCAAGUUCAGCUUGGUGAUUAAAUGUUUCUGAAUAACUGUACAAUAAGAUCUAAUGUACCUAUUUAACCAAUUGUAAACCGUAAAACCUUGAACAGAGCCCUGGGCUUCUCUUUUUUUUGUAACUUCGGGAUGGGCUGCUUCUUUUCGAAAUGGACUUCCUUUUUUUCUAGUCUAUUUUUGCGAACUAAAGAGGGCGCUUCAAUUCAAGAUGGGCUUCUCAAGAUUAAGCACAUUGAGCUUCUAUUCAAGGUUUACGGCAUUGUUCUGAAAUACAGUAUUUAUUAGUGUAUUAUUUAGGGGAAAGAGAACUCCAUUUUUGUGCUGUACCGGUAUGUUAGUGUUCGGAAUGAGCAAGGGUAUGUGCAGUUGAGCAUAUAUAUUUUACUUUCAUAAAACAAGAAAUUAGACAAUUAAGAUGCAUUUUUGCCAAAUAUUAAUUUACUCAGAUUUAUUAUUAGUAUAUAUAUAUAUAUAUUUUUUUUUUGGUUUGUUUUAAAUGGAAAAUAAAUAUUUGAAAUUUUGGAAGCAAA